GGUUGUUGGGAACACUGUCUUGCAAGGGGACGCACGACUACGCUGCAAAUUUUUUCUACCUUUUUUCGCAACAGAUACCUCAUGACAGUUCGCAUGAUCUUGUUGAACGGCCAAUACGAAUCGGGAUCAUGAGAGAUUCGUGUCGGAAAAAGGACCUGAUUGCUCCUGAUGUUGCAAACGUGACGUGCAAUGGAGACGGACUGAUAUACUCUUGAUUAAUAAACUUAAUAUGUCUUCUUUCUUCUUUUAUAGGGUUUUCGACAAACUAUUAUGUCUGCGGCAUUUCGUUGGUUUGGUUUGACGUCUAUUUAGUGUGAUGGUUAUUUUUCUGAAAUUCUAUGUUGGAUUUCCCAUUGAUUGACAGUAAUGUCUUGUUGGAUUUUUGAUAUACCUUGGGAUCUUCAGGUACCAAUAUUAUGAGUCUAAUUAAAAAUUAGCCAAUGUCCUUUUUCAUUAAUUAAAGAUUGGCCUGUGUCCUUUUUCAUAAAUUAAAGAUUAGCCAAUGUCCUUUUUCAUUAUAUUAACUUCCUGUAAUAAAGCGUUUAUCAUACUUUUGUGAAGGAUAGUAAGCGUUGGCACAGAUUCAAUUGAUAUUUGAAAAUAUAAAGAGAAAAGAAUUUUGGUUAAUUCUCGAAACUAGAAUUGCCGUAGUUUCUGUACCUUUGAGACCGUGUUGCAAAAAUCUGUGCCACAUAUAUUCUGACGAGAUGAAAGCUUAAACAGGUUUCGAAUUUGUGGACAAACUACAAAUACCUUCAUUACUGAAUAGAAGCAGUAAAGAUUUUUAUAGUCUUCCAAAUCGCUAUGACAGCUGCUUGAGUCACUGUGGGUGUAAUUUUGAUAGGCAACUUUGGGGCUUGCAGAUUUUUUUUUCUUUUUAUAGCAGAUAGUUUUGCUCAAUACUAUUUUUUGUUUGGUUGUUGUAUUUGUUUUUUUACAAUCAUUAUCUUGCUUGAAGGAAAUAUGAAUAGAUGAGUUCAACCAUCUUUUGUCUAUGGAUCUUUCACAGAGCAAGUUCAGUGUUUGGAAUAGUGAAGACUGCCGAAUACAAUGGGAGGAAAAUGAGAAGCACAUUGGAGAGCGCCUCGCUUUUGAUGGGGUUCCUUUCAUCACCCUCGGAUCAAAGCAUUUAGGAUGCCAGUACGGAGUGCCAAGCGCGGGGAAGAACAACAAAUACACAGAAUGGAAGCAGGAACAAGAUGAACAUAGUCAGCCUAGAAGAGGCCAGUGUCCAGCAAAGGUUGUUCUUCGUGAAGUCAUAAAAUUCCCAGACUACAGGAUUGACAAUAACAACAGCUAUGAAAAGAAAAAAUUCUCCAAAAUGCUACGUGAUGACCUUACCUUAGGAGCAGCACGAUUACAGAGGAGAAUCUACGUUGAGCUUCCAACUGCCGAGGCUCAUGUCCACACAGUUCUAGUCAAGAAAGUAAAUGAAGCAAGUAUUGCUCACACCAAUGUCCCACACUGCCUGGUCUGCAAUGCCAAGCUCUCAGCAUCUGCAAGGUCAGCUGUUCCUUUGUUUUCUGGUGAGGCAAGAACAUCACACCGACAAUUGGAACUCCACUCAGUCUUGGGGAGUAUCCUAGAGGAAGACAUGCAGGAGUCCUGUCUCCAUUCCAGCAUUUUGUGCAGCAGGUGUUAUAAUCUCAUCGAUGAUAUUGAUUCUCUUGAAGAACAGCUUAUCAAUAAAAAACAGGUAAUAGCCAACAGAUACAAAAGGACAAUGGCGGAGAUAAAUAAGAUCUCAGGAAGUCCAGAAGGAGACUACCUUGUGGAUAAUGAGGAUGACGAUGACGAUGACUUUGAUGAUGUGCCUUAUGGCAAGUAUCGCAGUAGCAGAGGGCGAGGAAGAGGAAGGCCCCCAGGCCGCUCACGUGGCAGAGGACCUGGACGGCCCCGUGGUAGACCAAAGAUAAAUACACCAAAGAAAUCCCCCACAAAGUGCAUUGUCAAGCUAGAAUAUGACCCAGAGAGAGUGGAGGACUUAGAAAACGUCACUUUCUUUCCAGCCAUUAAAUCCCCUCCUUUGAAGACAAUUAAAAAGGAAGAUAUAAUGCAUGGGCUAGAAACUCCAGAAAAUCCCCUCCAGAAAAUAGAAAAUGAAGAAGUUGGACACAUUGAUGAGAAAGUGCUUCAUGCUAAUGUCAGUGGGGCAGAUAUGCCGAUUGUGGAGGGUGAUGUCACCAUGGACAUUCAAGGGGAUGUUUUAAAUGUUGUGGAAGAAGUACUCGAGGAAGAGGUUAAAAGGGGUAAAAUGUUUGCCUGUUCCGAGUGUGACAAGCAGUUCCUUACCAAAGCUGCAGUGAGAAACCAUAUUAAAGUUCACAAUCAUCUAGACUCCUAUGACUGCGAGGAAUGUGAAAAAUCGUUUGCAACAAAGUAUCGGCUCAAAGCUCACUUAAAGACUCAUAUAGACAGAGACAGACCACAUAACUGUAGAGUCUGUAAUAAGGCAUUUUACACGCGUUAUCAUUUGAGCACGCACAUGAAGUCUCAUGAAGGAUUGAGGAAUUUUGUGUGUGAGCUCUGUGGAAAAGCUUUAUCAACACAGAAAACCUUGGAGCUUCAUGCAUUAACUCACACAGGUGAGAAACCCUACCAGUGUGAAAUAUGUGGUUCCACUUUUAGACAAAGGAGUAACUUGCACACUCAUAUUAAAGCCACUCAUUAUCAAGAAAAAAAUUAUCAUUGUCAGUUGUGCCAAAAAUCAUUUGUCAGAAAGAGAUUGCUAGUAUACCAUAUGAACAGUGUCCAUACUGGUGAGAGGCCCUACAAAUGUGAAUUGUGCAAUGCCAGCUUUGUGUAUCCUCACUAUUACAAGCGGCACUUAAGAAAACAUACAGGAGUUAAACCUCAUAAAUGCCAUAUUUGUAAUAAAGCAUUUGCAUCAAGAGAAAAUCGCAAUGCCCAUAUGUUCACGCAUUCAGAUAAAAAACCAUAUGAAUGCAAAAUUUGUGGGUCAGGUUUCAUGCGGAAACCACUUUGUGCUUCGCAUGUAACCGCCCAUGGUCAUACGGAGAAUGUAGAAGCAUAUAUAAUCUUCAAUUCACCUAGUCUAUUAGUGUCUGCUGGUCAGGAGGAGAUGGUUGUAGCAGAUGAAGAGGAGGCUGCUCGUGCUGUACAUGCCGUGAGAAUGGCAGAGGAAGCGAAUACUCAUGAAACCAUUGAAGAGCCAGUGCAGAUUAUGCGCGAUGGGAAGGUUGUGAAAGUCAUGUCUAGACCAGUGCAUAUCAUUGAGGCAGAUGACACAACCCGCUAUGUUAUUCACACAACUGACAGAGGAAGGGAUGAAAAUAUGGAACAUUUCUUUGCUGCCCUUCAAGGUCAAGUGGUUGAAGUACGUUCAGAAGACUUUUAAGAGCAGCAAUAUUUCAUUUAAUUAGAUAGUUUUUAAUUAUCUAUAAUUUGAAUUUAAUGGUAUGCUAUUGUGGAAUGCAUUUUCACUGAACAAAAUUUAGUGUGAUAUUUUUUCCAUUAUUAUUUUAUUACUGGUAUAUAAAAGUGACUGUCUCAGCUGAUACAAAGUGUAUCAAACAGAGAACUCAUGAUAAAGAUGAAAGUGGACCAUUAAUAGGUGGAGAAGAAAUUCAAUAACAUUUUGUCUUUGACUUAAAAAACUGGUUGUUACCAUGGCCAUUGAAGACCAUAAUGUAACACAAGUGGAGGUUUGAGAUUAAUAGUAAUAAAAUCAGUGUUACUAUUCUAAUAGUCGUUCAGAUAAAAUGAUUGUGUAUUACCAUGUAAUACAGGGCAGGAUUAAUAUUUUGCAUUUUUAAUGUAAGACUUAGCUAUACCUAUUUCUUUUAAAUCCUCCAUUUAAUUUUCUUUUUCUAAUUACUAUUAAUUUUCUUCUCCUUUUUAUUAUGUCAUGAUAAAUAAAAUCUUUAAUGCUUUUCUUGAUCAAGCAGUGUACUUCCAUGUGAAUAUUUUUCUUAUUUUUUAUUGCAAACAUUGUAGAUGUACAAUGUACAAAAUAUAUCUGAUUUUGUUGUAUAUAUUAUAUAAUUUGAGAGGCAAUACAUUUUAUGGAUAUCUUCUAUAAUACCAGAGUUUAGAUAUGAUAUUUCACAGACUAAAUGAAAAGUUAAUAGUUUGA
This is a messenger RNA of Penaeus vannamei (Pacific white shrimp), 4096 nucleotides long. Lineage: Eukaryota; Metazoa; Arthropoda; Malacostraca; Decapoda; Penaeidae. The record is from RefSeq and is a predicted model, not a curated record.